UUAUGCUGAAGCUAAUCGAAUCGCAGCUUGGCGUAUCAGUUUCAAUCAAAUUUCUUGACGCAAAUAAAAUUAAUUCGACUUCAGUUAUGCAUGACUUGACAAACAAACUUUCGAAUGAUGAAUCAAUUUUAUUGGGGGGAAAUCCUCUUCCUCUAGACGAAAUAAUAAAUUUUUCUGGCGUUGAAAAUCAACUUGAAUUAGAAUGUGGAGCUACAAGAUCUCGCUUUUUCAACUUCUCCGAUUACAAGCUUAUAAAACCAAAAGAUCUGCCUAACUUUUAUUCCACUGUUGGAGAAGGUGUUUUACUACCAGUUUGUGGAUCUGGUAAUUGUCCUCCACAAUUAGUAGCUCUCCUUCCCGGUUCUUCACCCAAAACUCGUCGUGUUCUUCGUCUCUUCACUCUUCCAAUUGUCGAUAAAACUGUAAAAUUGAAUCAACUUCGAUCGCAAUAUAUGCCUUUUUGUCGUAAGGUUAACGUUUCUUAUGAAGCUUAUUACGACAUAUUUUUCACUCGUCUUCACAUGAAAUUUACCAAACCUACCUCUGGGUUACUUUCCCCUCCUGAUAGUUCAACUUCUGUUCGUUUGAUUACCAAUAUUUUACCUUAUUCGACUGAAAAAUCUCCUCUCAGUCAAAUCAAGUCAGAUCUGGAUCGAAUCAAACGUCUGUUUUUGGCUUUCCAAAAUGAGGAUUCUUGGGUGCCGUUAGAAAAUCCGAUUUUGCAGUCCGAUUUAGAAAAAGUUAUAGCCAUCCAUCUUAACAAUGAGCAUUUAUGGGAAGCUCUCAAAGAUGCUCCAAAUCGUCGCGUUGCUCGAGAGGGUUUCUUAACAGCCCUCCGACUACUUCAAGAGAAACCGGAUUUUUUGACUGUUAGUCUCUCAAACUUCACACAGUUUGUAAAACUCGCCCGUUCUCACAUUAUGUCAGGUCGAGGAGAAGUGAAUACAUUUGACGUACAAGGUCUUCGAAUGCUUAUUGAAGUGGGUAUAUUCAAAGUCACUAAUGAUUGCAUUGCGGCUAUUCAGGGAGGUAUGCUUCCGACAUUAAAACUAUCAUCUACUAGCGUUAUUUAA
This is a messenger RNA of Rodentolepis nana, 1073 nucleotides long. The record is from the annotation of a GenBank genome assembly. Lineage: Eukaryota; Metazoa; Platyhelminthes; Cestoda; Cyclophyllidea; Hymenolepididae.